Messenger RNA from Dictyostelium discoideum AX4, 180 nucleotides. RefSeq lists its product as hypothetical. The record is from RefSeq and is a predicted model, not a curated record. The transcript has a single exon. NCBI's taxonomy places the organism in Eukaryota, Evosea, Eumycetozoa, Dictyosteliales, Dictyosteliaceae. Bases 1 to 180 code for a protein of 59 amino acids.
AUGUUUAAACUUUUUUUUUAUAAAAACUAUAGUAAUAAUAAUAAUAAUAAUAAUAAUAAUAAUAAUAAUAAUAAUAAUAAUAAUAAUAAUAAUAAUAAUAAUAAUAAUAAUAAUAAUAAUAAUAAUAAUAAUAAUAAUAAUAAUAAUAAUAAUAAUAAUAAGAACUUAGUAAAUAAUUAA